UUGCUCGUAUUUACGAAACUCUGCGUUCGUGCAAUCGCUACACCUUCAAAUCCAGGCCCUCUGAGAUAAGAUUUGUCACCACUCCGGUAGCCGAGCUCCUUCCAGCUCCACAAUGCUUUCUCGGAGUGUGUUAGUGACAGGGAGCAACAGGGGGUUGGGACUGGAGCUUGUUAAACAAAUUUCAGCAAGUUCAACGCCCCCAGAAAUUAUCAUAGCUGCUUGCAGGGACCGGGAAAAGGCUACUAGUCUUCAAGCAGUUGCAGCAAAACACCAAAAUAUGCAUAUUGUGGAAAUUGAUGUCAGUGAUGAAGCUUCAUACAAAACAUUUUUUGAAGAUGUGGAAAAAAUUGUGAGCCCCAAAGGUCUUAGUCUCCUAAUCAACAAUGCAGGGGUUGCUCCAAAAUCAACACGUAUUAAUAUGGUUAAAUGGAAGCAGAUGAUGGAUACUUUUAGUGUCAAUACAGUUGCUCCACUUAUGUUAACAAAGACCCUCAGAGCUCUGUUGACUAUGGCAGCAUCACAGACACAAGGAAAUGACCUCUCUGUAAGACGAGCUGCUGUUAUCAAUAUGUCCUCUAUUCUAGGCUCCAUUGCAGACAAUGAUCAAGGUGGUUUAUACCCCUACAGGGCAAGCAAGGCAGCAUUAAAUGCUGUCACCAAAUCUUUGAGUGUUGACCUACGAGGUUCCAACAUUUUGGUUACAAGCAUACAUCCUGGUUGGGUAAAGACUGACAUGGGAGGCAAGAAUGCACCUCUGACUGUAGAAGAAAGUAUAUCAGGAAUAAUCAGUACUCUUCACAGCUUGAAUGAGGAACAUAAUGGAGAGUUUGUACAGUAUGAUGGCAAAAAACUUCCAUGGUAAAUAAGGUUAAGUUACAAACCAAAAUAAAUGUGCAAGACAUCAAAGGUUUUAUAGCACUAUAGAAAGGUGUAAUAGUGAAAAGAGUAAUGAGGGGGAUUGUUGAUAAUUAAAUGCUACACAUCACAAAUCGUAUUGCAGUUCAGGAAGGUAUGGAUUAAUAAAGGUGAUUUGAUCAAAGUUGUCAAAGAAAGAAGUGUUGGAUUUUGCAAGGGUGUCCAUAGGGUAAGUUAGGGAUUAGCAAAGGAUAAGGGAGGCUUAAGGCUGAUUAGAUCAGUUUCAGGAAAAAUGCCAGGACAGAGAGAAUCCAGGGAAAGGGUCAGAUUCUGGGGGAAGUGGAAGGGAUAAUGGGGGAGGAAGAGAUGAUCAUGACAGGCACUAAGUCAGUCAUUCAUCCUUUCGACAUAGCUGUCACACCUUAGGAAGUGGAUGGUAGAAGGGGUUGGAGAAAAGGAAACAAAGGGGAAGAGGAAAAGACCAUGUAAAUUUAGUCAAGUCGAAGGCUGAGGCCCAAGGCAGGGGUGAUCCUCAGUAUUAGGUCUCUUUCUCUUAAGACCCCCCCUCCACAUGGCAACAACAGGCAUGGGAUGGAGUGGGGCACAAUAGAAUAGGUUGGGAACUACUGAAUCAGAACUACACAAUAAAGUAUCUAUAUGUUGGGUCUGAGGGGGGUAUCUACCCAUAAGUUUGAUGGAUUUAUCACAUUGAUAUGUUUAUCCAUAUUUAUAAUAUCUCAGUAGAUUAGUGUACUUCAAUUUAUUCUUGACUAUUACUUGGUAACAUUCUUUGGCCCUGAAUGGGGAAAAAAAAUCAGGGAGCUGUGCCUUCUGUGAAUAAAGAGUGACCUUGGGUAAUAUUUAUCCUUAAAAUUAAGUAGAACAAGUCAGUCACAGGUCAUGAGGGUACUGUGCAAUGCUGUUGUGAAUGUACAGGGUUCUUGCAGGUAAAAGUUAAAGAAAUUUUAAAAAAAUUUAAGACUCGUACUUUAUAAGACCUGGAGCUACUUGUCGCUGAAUACACACUUCAUGAUAAUGUGUAGGCCUACUUGUCAUGUCAGUGACCAAGAUAAAAAUUCUUGUGACGAUUAUGUAGCCUCUAGGAUAGAUUGCACACCAGAUGCAUUUAUUUAUUUUUUGCAAAUGGAGCUUAAGUAAAUAGUCACAUCAAUCAGCAAAGGUCAAGGUCAAAUGUUGUGGACAAAUUAUUUCCAAUCAAGCACUGUAGCGCUUUACUAGUGAGUGAAUCACGACGGCUUCCACCAGUAAAAGAUACAUGUACAUUUUUUCGUGAACAAACGAGCCUUUGGCAAAAUCAAGACAUUUUAUGAUCUGCGACAGUAAAAGUUCUAUUUUUUUAAGACAUUUUAAGACUUUCUAAGGAUGCAUGGGAACCCGUGAUGUAGAGGAACUAUUAUAUCGGUGGUUGAGGCACAAUUCGAAAUGGGUGAGAACAUAACCAUAAGAUUUGUACAUAAAGGUAUUCUGUAUUACAAGGUAAUUAUAAAUACAUUUUUUGUGCUUAAA
Messenger RNA from Penaeus vannamei (Pacific white shrimp), 2382 nucleotides. It is a transcript of the gene sni, whose product is annotated as SDR family oxidoreductase sniffer. Gene Ontology annotation, cellular component: cytoplasm. The record is from RefSeq and is a predicted model, not a curated record. NCBI's taxonomy places the organism in Eukaryota, Metazoa, Arthropoda, Malacostraca, Decapoda, Penaeidae. Gene Ontology annotation, molecular function: carbonyl reductase (NADPH) activity.